AAGGAAUUUGUCUUGGUGCAUAUGCUCUCAGUGUACAUAAAAGAAAAGAUACGUUCAUCAAGGUACAACAUUUACAACACAAUUGAUGAUCAAUAUAUCAAUAUAAAUCAUAAGGAUUGCCAGCAACAAGUUAUAGUCAUACAGUCAUAAGUGGAAAGAGAUUGGCGAUGGGAACUAUGAAACGAUUAAUAGUAGUGCAGAUUCAGUAAAUAGUCUGACAGUGUUGAGGGAAUUAUUUGUUUAGCAGAGUGAUGGCCUUCGGGAAAAAACUGUUCUUGUGUCUAGUUGUUCUGGUGUGCAGUGCUCUAUAGCGUCGUUUUGAGGGUAGGAGUUGAAAGAGCAUGGACAGCAUUUGCAUGGACAGCAUUUGAAAAACAUUGAAGGAAAAUGCGAUAACAACUUGACUUGCGCAUGGCUUAAGAUGGGAACCAUCAAGACAGAAAUUAAAGGUUUAAUACUUGCUCCUCAAUAACAAGCUCUACAAACUAAUGUCAUGAAAGCAAAGAUACAAAAAUCCACUAACAAUCCAAACUGCCGACUUUGCAAUGACAAAGUUGCAACUGUUUCACAUUUAAUAUAUGAAUGCAGCAAAAUCGGGCAAACUACAAAGCUAGACAUGACUGAGUUGCUAAAUUAAGCCACUGGUCAUUAUGUAAAAAAUACAAUUUACCUGUAUCUGAAAAGUCAUGUGAACAUAAAGUGGCAAAAGUCAUUAAAAAUGAGAAGGUGAAGAUCUUGUGGACUUUCAAAUACAGAUGGAUCAUCAUUUGGAACACAACAUGCCAAAUAUCACAGUUGUCAAAAACUGAAGCGUACAAUUUAUUGAUAUCGCUAUACUAGGAGAUGCCAGAGUUGAAGAAAAAGAACUGGAAAAAAAUCAUGAAAUAUUGCGACCUGGCCAUCGAAACUACGCGAUUAUGGAUGAAACAUGUAACAGAGAUGCCCAUUGUCAUCGGGGCACUUGGUACCAUGUCCAAGAAUUUUACAAAAUACAUCAAGAAAUUGCAGCUUCCUGCAUAACACCACUGGAACUACAAAAAACUGUGCUACUGAAAAUAUUGUACAUUUUAAGAAGAUACUUGGUUGAUACCUAGGAUGCUGACAGCAACCCGUAUCAACCAUCAGUACCAGUCAAUGAUAUUUGUGAUUUUUAUUUUUAUUUAUUAUCUGUUUUAUUCAUGAAACAUGAAAUUCUCUUUAAAAUUUAAAAAUGUGUCAGUAGUUGUUUAGUAGUAGUAGUAGUAGUUUAUUAUUAUUAUUAUUAUCAUCUCUUUUAUUCAUUAAACGUGAAACUCAGUCAACUGAACAUUUAAAAAUGUGUCACAAAUAUGAUUGACUGGUGCUAAUGGUUGAUACGAGUUGCUGCCAGCGUCCUAGGUAUCAACCAAAUACCUUCUUAAAAUAUAUGAUGUUCCGAGUAGCAGUUUUUUGCAGUUCUGCUGGUGUUAUUGCAUAAAGUUGUUGUUGUUAUUAUUAUUAUUAUUAUUUUACAAAAAUGUGGAAUCACAGCUGCCAGUUCUUUAGCUUGUGUUCGCCUUCAUACACAUUGAGUUCUUUCUACGAACUGGAAUAUCAUAGUGUAUCUUUUUAACCACAGUUUAUAUUAUUAUAGUUCAUUGCACAGUCAGCCAGAUGUUUAGACUAGAUUUAGCAUUUUUAUCCACUUAUGGAGUCUUUCCCAAGGAGAUUGGAUUUUGUAGUUUGAUAGUAAUAGUAGCAGUAGUAGUAGUAACAGUAUUACUUGUUUAGUAAUUCUCAAGGUCCCAUUUCUACUGCAUUGCUUUUGGACCGCGUACUGAUCUGCACAAAUACUAACUUCCAUUCUCCGUCUGCCUGAUAGUACCUUUUUCCUUGGAGAGAAAGGGGAGAUUUUAGGCAAGCUCCGGGCAAAGUAUUAAGGGCACCGGCUUCUGUGAGGCGUCACCUUGCUACUGGGCAUGUGCAAAGCAUUCGCACAUGCCCAGUUAGGCAAGAGAUUGGGCAGCUUCUUCUCUGGCACCAGCAAAACCAUUGAACUCGCGUCGCACCGAAAGAGCGAGGCAGACAGAAUCAGUGCGAAACGAAGGUGGGGGGAGCAGCAGAUAGACAGACGGAGCAAGUAAGAAAAGCAAGUGGGAGGGAAGUAAGAGAAGGGAAUUCGUGGAAUUGUCGAGACGUUUCUGAUCCCUGGCAUUUAAACCGCCGAAUCCUCACUAUGCGUUGACAAAGAAGAGCAAUCGCUUGAAACCAAUGAAAUACACAAAACUGUAUCUCUGCGCUGCUCCAGUCGGAAAACAAUGGGAGCCACGUUUGCUUGCGUGCGGAUAAGUCCACCUCUCCCAAACGGGUUUCUUCGGGGACUGCUUCAAAGGUGAGACUCGAAAACUUUGCCAUGCGUCAGGAAUCGGUCGGUUUUUUCGCUCCCCCCUUUUCCUUGAUGAUCUUCCGACACUGAUGGGCAGCAGCUAUUUCGCUUGGAUGGGACAUGCUGUUGGCGCUGUUAUGGAUCUCACCUGAAGGAGGAUCCGGUCGUUUUUUAAAGUAAUAACAAUUACAGCCAUCCUAGUUGCGGGACAGUUUCCUUGAAACUGCAACCCCGAGCGAACAAGAAAGCUCCAUUUAAGGGACUGGCCACCGGUAAUUGACAAUCAGCAGCCGGGACUCCCAGUUAAGUUGCCCACACUGUAGGAGGGGAGGGGUUGUGUUACCUCGUUUAAUAUUAAUCCGGUACGACCCUUCAGAUCCCAGUGCCGGAAAUGAGCCUGGGAAGAUGGGGCGAGAAAGGCGCUCCUCCGCCUAGUCGCUUGUUCUGAGCUACCAGCCUCUCGUACAGCUCAAUAACUGUCAUGAAAAAGCCGGUAAAGAAACUGUCCCUUAGUGGCGGCGGCAGCGGCGAGGGCUUUGAAACGGCAAAUCUCUCCCACUUUCGGGGUUGUGGUUGAGAAAGGGGCGAGUCUCUUUCCUGGCCUCGAUUAGAGGCGCGGGUGGGGGAGGAAAACCACCCAUUCAGUUCUGCAGGUGUGUAGUCAGCCGUAGCCCCAGGGUCUCGGGAGCUCUGUUCUGUGCUUAACUGAGUUAGUCAGCAAGUGUGUCUACCGACAACCCCCCCCCCUUCUGUAUUCCCCAUCUUUCCUGGGUAAACAAUCCUUACCACUUGGUUUGGCAGAAAGAGCUACCACCAUAAGAAGGGGAGAAAAAUAGAUUUUGCCAUCAAUAAGAUCUUGGCUUUCUUGCUGACCAACAACCGCCCACCGCCCCCCGAUUUUUUAUUUUAUUUUUUUAAUUUUUGCUCCCGCCCUCCUCCCUUUCGGAAUCUGUUGUUGUUUAAAGUCAGACAAUGAGGCGCCGGGAAACUCCCUUCGGCAGCCUGGAGGGAGGCGAAGAGCUUUAGCACCCACCGCGCAGAAAGGGGGAGUGCGGGUUGCCUGCUCGGUCAAUUUCAGCCCACAGGGAAAGCUCCCGCCUGCCUGGGCUCCCCGAUGGUUUUGCCUGGGCUCUGGGAGAGCUUCAGAUUCCGUCGUGCGCACCUCGCCCUCCUGAGCUGCUUCUGCACUAGAAUGUUGCGGCAGGUCUUGCACAGAGGGCUGAGAACGUCUUUCGCCAGACUCGGCCACUUCGUUGCCAGCCACCCGGUCUUUUUUGCCUCUGCGCCCGUGCUCAUCUCCAUCUUGCUGGGGGCCAGUUUCAGCAAGUACCAGAUCGAGGAGAGCGUAGAACACCUGCUGGCCCCUAAACAUAGCCUGGCCAAGAUCGAGAGGAACCUGGUCAAUAGCCUCUUCCCGGUGAACCGGUCCAAGCACCGGCUGUAUUCCGAUCUGCAGACCCCAGGGAGAUACGGCAGAGUCAUCAUCACAUCCUUUGUCAAGGCGAACAUGCUGGACCAAUAUCACACGGAUCUGAUCUUAAAGUUGCAUUCUGCUGUGACCAGAAUCCAAGUACAAAGACCUGGUUUCAAUUAUACAUUUGCUCAUAUCUGCAUCCUAAAUAAUGACAAGUCCUGCAUAGUGGAUGAUAUUGUACAUAUUCUGAAGGAACUGAAGGCUGCUCGUUUGUCUAAUCAAACUAAUUUUGCUAUUCGAUAUCCAAUCACACACUUAAAGGAUGGCAGGGAAGUAUACAAUGGGCACCAGCUUGGUGGAGUCACUGUGCACAGCAAAGAUCGGGUAAAGUCUGCCGAAGCCAUUCAGCUUACCUAUUACUUGCAAGCAAUCAAUUCCUUAAAUGACAUUGUAGCAGAAAAAUGGGAAUCCAACUUCUGUGACACAGUAGAACUUUUCCAGAAAUCCAACCGGAAUGUCACACUGUAUCCUUUCACUUCAUCAUCCCUUCAAAAAGACUUCCAGAAGACAAGUAGGAUAUCAGAACAUUACCUAACUACAAGCCUCGUCCUUGUGAUGACCUUGGCAAUGCUCUGUUGUUCCAUGCAAGACUGUGUCCGCAGCAAACCUUGGCUUGGCCUUCUUGGCUUGUUAACUGUGACUCUGGCCACUCUCACUGCAGCUGGAAUCAUUAAUCUGACUGGUGGGAAAUAUAAUUCUACCUUCCUGGGAAUUCCCUUCAUCAUGUUAGGGCACGGAUUAUAUGGAACUUUUGAAAUGUUGUCCUCCUGGAGGAAAACUAGAGAAGACCAACAUGUAAAAGAGAGAACUGCAGCUGUGUUCGCAGACUCCAUGCUCUCCUUUUCUCUCACCACUGCCAUGUAUCUGGUGACUUUUGGGAUUGGUGCCAGCCCUUUCACCAACAUUGAAGCAGCCAGGAUCUUCUGCUGCAAUUCUUGUAUUGCAAUUUUCUUCAACUACCUCUAUGUACUCUCGUUUUAUGGUUCCAGCCUCGUGUUUACUGGCUACAUAGAAAACAACUACCAGCAUAGUAUCUUCUGCCGAAAGGUACCAAAACCAGAGGUAUUGCAAGAGAAGCCUGCUUGGUAUAGAUUUCUUCUGACAGCCAAAUUUAGUGAGGAUACAGCAGAGUCAGAGGAAACAAACAGUUAUGAAAGCCACCUUUUGAUGUGCUUCCUCAAGCGUUAUUACUGUGACUGGAUAACAAACACAUAUGUCAAGCCUUUUGUAGUUCUCUUUUACCUUAUUUAUAUUUCCUUUGCCUUAAUGGGCUACUUGCAGGUCAGCGAAGAGUCAGACCUUAGUAACAUUGUAGCAACUGCGACACAAACCAUGGAGUACACUGCUGCUCAGCAGAAGUAUUUCAGCAAUUACAGCCCUGUCAUUGGAUUUUAUAUUUAUGAAUCAAUAGAAUAUUGGAAUGUGACCGUUCAAGAUGACAUGCUAGAGUAUACUAAGGGAUUUGUAAGGAUAUCUUGGUUUGAGAGCUAUUUGAAUUAUCUGAGAAAACUCAACAUAUCAACUGGAUUAUCUAAAAAGAAUUUUACCGAUAUACUGAGGAACUCCUUUCUGAAAGCUCCCCAAUAUGCCCAUUUAUCAGAGGAUAUCAUUUUUUCCAAAAAAUACAAUAAUGAAGUUGAAGUGGUGGCCUCUCGAAUGUUCUUGGUAGCUAAGACCAUGGAUACCAAACGAGAAGAGCUCUAUCACCUCCUGGAAACCUUACGAAAGCUGUCUCUCAAAUCUAAAGUGAAGUUCAUUGUUUUCAACCCAUCCUUUGUCUACAUGGAUCGUUAUGCCUCCUAUGUGGGGGGGCCCUUGCAGAAUUCCUGUAUUAGUGCUUUAUUCCUGCUCUUCUUCUCUGCAUUCCUAGUGGCAGAUUCUCUCAUCAAUGUAUGGCUCACACUCACCGUUGCCUCAGUCGAAUUUGGAGUUAUAGGUUUUAUGACCCUGUGGAAAGUUGAGCUGGACUGUAUUUCUGUGUUGUGUUUAAUUUAUGGAAUUAAUUAUACAGUUGACAACUGCGCACCUCUCUUGUCAACAUUUGUCCUGGGCAAAGAUUUCACAAGAACUAAAUGGGUAAAGAAUUCCCUGGAAGUGCAUGGGGUAGCGAUUUUACAGAGCUACCUCUGCUACAUUGUUGGUCUGAUUCCUCUCGCAACUGUGCCUUCAAAUCUGACCCGUACACUGUUCAGGUGCUUGUUUUUGAUAGCAUUAGUCACCUUCUUUCAUUGCUUUGCCAUUUUACCUGUAAUACUAACUUUUCUGCCACCAUCAAAGAAAAAAAGGAAAGAGAAGAAAACUCCUGAGAAUCGGGAGGAAAUAGAAUGUGUUGAAAUGGUGGAUAUGGAUAGUACCCGUGUGGUUGACCAAAUUACAACAGUCUGACUAGUUAGUUUGUCUUGCUUUUUAAAAAAAAAAAAUAACCAUCACCCCUAAAUAUUGCCCAGAGAAAAAAAUCAUAUUGAUUAUAACAAUAGGAUUUGGAUGUCUGUUUUCAAAUUAAAACCAAGAGCAUCCAGAGCACCAUGUGAAGGGGCAAAUGUGACUGUUUGUGGAUUGGCCUUCACAUAUAAAGUUCAGUGACAUUUACAUUCACCCAAUACAAUGAGAGUGCCAACUUGGGUUGCUACCUGAGAUAAAGACAAUAGAGAUGGGUUAUUAAAAGCAUACUGCCGUGUCUGCCCUGCCAAUGCUGCUGCCCCUGGGGCAGUGUGUGCCCACACAUUGAAAGGUCAACUGUCAAGGCUGAAGAAGCAGUAAGUGUACAUUUUGGACACAGAGGCUAUAUAGAACUUUCAGUAUAGCAAUAACUCAGUUCUAUGAGUCAGCUUUUAUGGAUCUUAGCCAUUACAUCUAACUUUUAUUUCUAUUGCUUCUUUUUUUCUUUCUUCUUUUUCUUUUUCUGAAUAGAAACAUAUAUGCAAGUUGUUAAACAAAAGCAAACCAACAAUGGCCAAGAAAUUCAAAUUUAUGCACGGCUAAAUAGAGUUAUCACUGUUAAUCUAGGGUCAUUUCGCAGUUGCCUUCUUUUCUGAAUUAAUAAAUAUUUUAAAGUGGAAUUAAUCCCCUAUAUAUUUUAAUACAACAUAAUUUUCUAACAUUUUUAAAGAAAAAAACAAAAUUAGUAAUACAUAUAAACACAUUCAAGUUAUCUGUUACAUCACUUUUUCAGUAAGGUUUAUUAAUGUUAUUCAAUAGAGAUUAUUAUUGCUGUGGUUGUGGUUGUUGUUAUUGGAAACCUUGCUUUUGUAUGCUAGAUUUGAUAGCAUUGUCUCAUAUGUUAGGAGAUCUAAUGGCAGGUUGGGAAAGGAAUAUAUUUAGCAAAUCCUACCAAAAUCCAUGAAACAAGCCUCAGAUGCCUAAAUUUUGUCUCACAAAUGUGUAUGUUGUAGAACGUCUUAAACUACUACCCAUUGUUCCAGGCUGUACAUUAUUAGUGCACAAAAAGAGGCUCAACGUGUACCCAUACAUAAUAUGUAACAUAAGUCACAAUCUUCAACUAGAAUUUCUGUCUCUGAAGUCUCUACUAUAAACUAUAAAUCAAGGAAAUUAGUUGAACUCUCCACAAAAGUGGUUUUGAAUUCUUAAUGCUGCCGUCUUUCAUGAGUUAAUGUUUAAAGGAACUGUUCUAAUAUAAUAAAACAUAGUAAAUAGUUAUCACUGCCCUCUUGAAAGGUAUAAGAUGUGGUGCCACAAGAGAAAGAAGGAAACAAAAAAUUUACAAUUUUGCAGUGAACUAGACCAGAGAGAUCCAUAAAAUACAUUUCCAUCAUCUUUGGUGUAUCUACUUGGUAUAUCUCUGAUACUUGCUAAAAAAUAAUAUUGCCCUCUGUGAUACAGAAGAAUACCGAAUUUGCUUACAGUACUGACAACUCACAAAUUCUGGAAAAUUUCAAUUGACAUUAGCUACUUGUAGCUUUAGUGCUGGGCAUGCUAUUAAAGUCAUAGUAGGUAAAAUGUGUACUUAGCAGAUGGAACAGAGCCAACUAUUUCUAUUUCUCAAAGUUCCUUAAGUAGGCAUGACCCCAGUGACGCUAGUCAGUCAAUUCUCUAGAUCUGGUACCUGGCCUCCCAGACUUCUCCUUUCUCUUAUUAUUUGCCCUGAAAAAACUGGCAAAGUUGAAUUAGAAUUGUGCAGUGGUAAUCACCAAAUUACACUAUUUUUAUCUUUAUAUUGGCACUGUCCUUUUAUGUCAAAUCCUCCAUAACAUUGCAGAUAAUAAGUUUGGCAUGUUGAUGUAGCACAGGGGUGUCAGACUCAAAACCUGGAGGCCAAAUCCAGCUCACAGGGUGCUUAGAUCUGGCACGCAGGGGCACCCUGGAAACAGCAAAGGACUGGCCCACGGUGCCUCUGCCAGCAAAGACAGAGCUCAGGAGAGCCACCUGUUUUGCUGGCAGAGGGUUGUAGGACACCGUUGCAGUGAAAACAGAGCUCAGGAGCCUGUUUUCGCUUCAGUGUACUCAAGCCACCACAACAUGAGUGACAUCGAUUUGGCCAUGCCCACCCUGGCUCCCCAAGGGCAAACACAACCCUGAUGCAGCCCUCAGUGAAAUCGAGUUUGACAUCCCUGAUGUAGUAGAUGGUUAAUCCCUAGAGAUUUUUUUCCAAUAGUAUUUUCACUGCUGCUGUAUGGCAGGGUGAGUUCCCAUUAUUCACUCCAGCUCCUUGACGGGAACAUGAAAGGAGCCCCCAAGGGCAUCCCCUGGGCAACUGUGAUGUCACUGACUAAUUCUUUCAACCUGGAACUGCUUCAAAGUUACCUCUGACACGAAUGGGAUGGAGUAAGCUUUUGUGUUCCACUAGUAUAAGUACUCCAUUAAAAUAACUUACAAAAGGUAUAUCAAGAACUUGACAAGCUUGUAAUUCAAACAUACUUGAACUUUUCUAUAUCACAGGGCUUUUUCAGCAAUCUAGUGAUUGGACAAACAGUGAGGAUAAGCACACUGAAUCAUUUGCGAAAAAAAAUACUGCACAGUGAAUUUGUUUUGUUCAUUUUAAGAUAGAUAUUCUAGCAUUUUUAUUCCAUUGUUAUAAUAAACAGCUUCUAUUGUUGUUAGCCUCUGAAAUAUCCAGUAUAGUAGAAAGUUAAAAUGUUUUGUUCCUUAUCAAAUAAUUUUCUUCAAAAAGGGACAAAGUUAUUCCUGCCAAACCUUAUUUCUUCCCAAUAUGAAAACCAUCACAGCAUUCUUCCUCUUCCAGGAUUCAGGUUGGCAAGUUGCUACAUGCAUAAAAUAUCUGUAAAAUAUGCAGUAGCUAUUGCCAUAUAAAUUGUUUUGAGAAAUUUCUUGAAAUUCAUAAUUAUCAAAACUAAAUAUGCUUUUGAGAGUACAAAAUAGUUGAAGAAAUUUAAUUCUUUGCUCCCAAUUGAUAAAUUCAGGUCCAAUGAUAUCUAUGACUUUGCCUUCUGUUAUAACAAAUUUAAAUUAAUGCAUAACAGCUUCACAUAUAAUGUGAUUUUUUUUCCUUAUCUUACCACAUAUCAGGCUCUGGUAAAAUCUUACUGUAUGCCCACAAAUUUGUAAACUUAUAUGAAUUAUUAUUUUUUUAAUGUUCAGUUGUAUUUUUCAAACAUGUUCUUGCUUAUAUAUUAUUCCUAAACUGGAUGUUAAAAGUACUUUAAAUUUGGCUCUGACAAAGAUUACAAAGAUGUGCAUAAUUGAACUCCUUAUUGAAUGAGAUUCUUACAGUGCUGCUGUAAUGUGUGCACAGAGUUUAGGUGGACACAGGAUAAAUAGGUUAUAUGGCAAUCAUUCAUUUAAUGACCAUUGCAAGUUACAGCAAAACUGAAAAAAGUGACUUAUGACUGGUUUUCACAUAAGCGUUGCAGCAUCCGCAUGGUCACAUGAUCAAAAUUCGAGCACUUGCCAAUUGGCAUGUACUUAUGAUUGUUGCACUGUCCUGGAGUCAUGUGAUCACUUGUAACCUUUCCAGCCUGCUUCCAACAAGCAAAGACAAUGGGGGAAGGUAGACCUCUUAAUGACCAUAUGAUUCACUUAAAAAUUGCAGUGUUGCUUAACAACAGUGUCAAUAAAGGUCAUAAAAUGAGGUACAACUCAAAUUAACAACUGCCUUGCUUAGCAAUGGAAAUUUUGGGUGUGUCUAUAAGUCAAAGACUAUAUUUAUGUGGAAAUUGAUUACAUUUUGAAGCCGAAGUCCUACAAGUACUUUUAUGUUUACUGAAAUAUAAUUCAUUUAGCCAAAUAACUCACUGAUCAGAACAAUAUUUUUUUACUUUGGAAGGAAAAAAUAAACCUACUUUUCUCUGAACAUCAAGUUAAUUCAUACAAGUCUGUCUUGGAUAUUCCUUAGAAUGAAACAGAGGAAAAAUAACUGAAGUAACUGGAACAAUUUCACUAUAAAUGAGCCAUACCUAAGAUACAUGCCCAGCAUUUCACUGUAAGCAGUAGAAAUCAGAAAAAUGCAAAAGCUGUGAAACUAAAAGAAAAGCUCUCUGGUAAAAACAAAUGGAUGUCUUUUUUUCCAAAUCCCAACCAUUUUACUAAAUGAAACAAGACCUGUAAAAGGUUAAAUAUAUUGCAAAGAGGCUAAUGUUACAGUGAUAUGUGCCAAAUUCUAUUUGUAUCCUGGGAAGUUCCACAAGGCAAGACCAUUUCUAGUGCUACUGUAUUAUUCUUCUGCACAGUCUAUAUUUAUUCACUUGCUAAGGGUGACUCCCUGCCCCAGUCAAUCAAGUAAUGGUAUCAUCAGAAAACACUAGCAAAACUAUAUUACUUAAUCUAAAACAUUUGGAAAUGUUACCAUUUGCUGUGAAAACCUAUCUCCAAAUAAUAAAAGAGAAAACCAAGAGCUAUUAUGUAGGCUGUAUCUUAAAAGUCAUAAUAUAUUCACUUUCAUUUUUUUAAAAAACAGCUUUCUAUAGCCCAUAUAGAUGUUUACCAUAAGCAUCUGCUACUAUGGAGAUGCUGCAUGCGUUAUUAAUGAGUAUUUGAAGGUCUUGCAGAUUGUUGCUGUGAUAUGGAAAAGUGACUGCCAAAAAUACCAUAUGAGAAUGUUAGAGUAUAGAUGCAUUACUUAAGUUACUGUAGCAUCAAUCUGAUGCAGUUUACAAUCUGGCUGGAAAAACUGAUUUUUCAUUCAGUAAUUAAUUGAUUUGUUCACACAAUCAAAGGACUAAAAACACAAAUAUAGUAUGAUGUCACGGUACCUUUUGGGACUCUGAUCAAUAACAUAUUCCCUAAACACUUUAUAAAAAAAUCAAGUAUCUUUCUAAAUAAAAAGGGUAUGUCAGAACCAGCCCUAUCAUUGAUCAAAGUAAGGAAGCGACUUCAUGAAACAAGUCCUAGAAAGAUGGAGAUGGAAGAAAGAACCAAGCAUGCUUCACAAACUGCCCUGAUCCAUGGGUGAAAGGGAAGAUGUGUUCCUGUUCCCAUUAGCAAAGUAAAAUGAAAUCGAGAAUCUAGUCUACUGCUGUUAAGUAGAAAUACUGAAGUUUUGCUGUCUGGAGUUGGGUCUAGGACAACUUGCCACAGCCAACUUGCCAUGGCCAACUCACUAUGGGGCAAUUCACCAUGGCUAACUCACAAUGGGACAACUCACCCCAGGACAAAUGUUACACUAAUAUCAAAGAAAUUGUAGAGUAGAAUUAUUAAAUGAUGCAAAAAAAAGGGCAAAAUGAAAUAUGAAUGACAAAAAUUAAAAUAUUUUUAAAAUUAUUUUAAAUAAUUAAAUUGAAUUGUUAAAUUGUCCCACAGCCAAGUUGGCCAUGGAGAGUUGGCAGUGGUGAGGUGUCCCAUUAUGUCAGGUCCAAACUCUAGAGUAAGGGAGUCAUUUCCAAGUGUGCAUGGUACAUCAUCCUCACAGUUACUAAGAGUAUGACUCCUACUGGACUCACUCCUCUUCCCAUCAGUCUAGUUGUUUAGGAACAGAAGAGUUGAGGCAAAGAUCUUGAAUUUUUUCAGUAAUCUCCCCUACCACCAUUAUCAUCAUUCCAGACAUAAGUCGUGAGGGUGCAGACUCAAACAGGGUUCAGACAUUGCACUAACUCUAAUGAUUUUUCAUUUAGCAGGUUACCAAUUUCCAACUGUUAUAAUUUAUUAAAUCAAAUGUAAAGCUUAAUGUAUUGUGCAAACCCUGCAACAUGUGGUUUAUUCAAUAAACCCUAGGCACAACAUAAUUUAGAUCAAUAUAUAGUCUCAGCUACUGAGUCUUACAGAGCUCCAGCCCAGAUAAUUGAGAGCCACCAAGAACUUUCAAGCUGCGGCUAGAAAUAUUAUGGAGGAAACUCUAUGUUUUAACUAUUUCAGUCACAACUUGAAGUUAACUGUUUCUUGCAUGAAGCAAAUCUUAAUGAGCUGAUUCACUAGCAAUAUUGAAGGAUGAAUACAAUUGGAAAAGGUGAUAAUUUGGGGGCAGGGGAGAACUGCCAAUCCAAACAUGGCAACACAAAGGAUGUUUUUAUUCCAGCAGGAGGUAGGAACUUGAGAGGAGAGGAAGGGGUUGGGAUAUGUAGAUGAAAGGAUAGAUCUGGUGGAAGACCACUUUCAUAGCCUGGGAAUAUAUUGUUUUGUUUUGACUGGCUGCCAUCUUGACUUUUCUGAACUCCAUUAUUGAUCCUCUGUCUCAGGGACUCAGAGUUAUUUCUACUUUCGAUGCCAGUGUAGAUUCGAACUGGUGAUAUAGAUACCUUAUAGAAAUAAGUGAGUCUAUUUGAAAACCAUUUUCAUUGUUAAAUAAAAGCUAUUUCUUUUGGUUUUUAUGUUAACCAAAUGUCUGUGUUAUCAUCUGUCUCCCCUGUGUUCUACUCAAUUCUAUAAUUUUAGAGAUUUAAACACUUUUUAAGCCAGAAAUGAGAGUUAGUGGUGGCAUCAUAACAAAAGAUAAGGGAAAAGAACAGCAAAACAAGGAAGACAUAUGAUGGGAAGAUUUAGAUACAUACAGCUGAAACUAAUGGUUAAAGCUGUGAAUUACAUUAUUGACUGAACUACAAAAGCUAUAUAAAUAACAUUUCCUGCAACUGUUAAUUUGAACCAAUGAAGUUAAUAAACUAUAAGAACAAUAAAAUAAAUUAAAAAAACUUAAAGCACCCUUAAAGCAAACAAGGAGGAGCAAAAUUAUGGGGAAAAGGAUGCAUUUUCAGAUAUGAAGAAUUAAAAUUUUCAUUUUCUGAAGCUUUCCUGAUAGGGAAGUUGGAUGUAGUAGUAACACAAGAGAGCACUAAACUGGGAAAAGUUUGUAUAAAAUAUCAAUGCACCUGCCAGAUAAACUGAAAGUUUAAAAAUUAUGUACCUUCUUUAAAGUAAGGCAUUAAAGGAUAAUUGUAACUAUGCUUGCUCCUAGGACUUGUCUGUAUCACCUCUAAAAUAUAUAUUUAAUCUAAGUAGAGGACAAAACAUGGUCCACCAAAUGUCUCUGAACUGCAAUUUUCAUCAUUUGCCAUUGAGACAAGAUGGUUGGAAGUAGAGUUCAAAACUUUUGGUAGGUUGCUCAUUAUCCAGUCCUGAUCUAAGUGACCUACAUAAAUUGCCUGACUGAUCGUUUACUUUUCUAUAAUGAAUUUGGAUAGAAGUUUAGCUAUCUCCAAUUGUUGUACUCUGAGAACAAAGUCAACAAUCAAGAAACAGCUACUUGCCUUAGAUGAUCAAUAAUUAGCUCCAUUUUUGAGUCUGGCUAUUUGUUCCUUAACUUUAGGUUCACUUCAUUGUGCUAGGGGUAUAGGAGGAGAUGCCUUCCGCUUCACAACCCCACUUUCAUUUUCCAUGCAAUUAAGAUUCUGUCUACUUCUCCACCUCAUUUAAAACAGGUAGUAAUUGCUUAUAUAGUGGGUUAGCAGCAGUAGAUCCUAUGGAUGAUAGCAGUAGCAAUUGCUGCCCAGAGAAAAUCAGUUUGCAACUAAUUUACCUGUCCAAGUGAGCAAGCAGUAAUGUCCAUUAGGAAAUAUAACAUGAGAAGUUGCUCAUUGUUUGCACUAUCUCUUCACAGCUCCCUGCUGCUGCUUUUAGCAGCUAACUUCAGGAAUUCACUGCUUGCCUUCUAUUAGUUUAGGGCAUUUGCUUUGUUAGCAAAUGGGUGGUAGCAAGAGGCAGCUACUCUUGCUUUUCCUUUGUCUGUAAAUUAGCAAAUUAGUAUCUGAGUUGCAGAACCCUAUGAACUCCUUAAAGAGAUGCAGUAUGCUCUUUGCCACUAUAUUGUCAUCGAGAUUUUUGCAGCCAAGAUCUAAAUAAGAUGAAUAUUAUAUUUUUCUAAUCGGCGACAUUAUUGCAUGUUUUAUUUCAACAAGAAAAGGCAAGAUAUUUUUGUAGGAACCAAUGAUAUCUAUUGGGAAGGUGUAGAAUUAGAAGAAUAAUAGUAAUAAAAUGCAAACAUGACAAGGUUGAAUAUAACAUUUGUUGAGCCAAUGGAUCAAAUGUUCACCUUCUCUUCUUCAAAACAAAGGAAGCCGUUUUUUAUUUUUAAAUUAUGGCUGCUCCAUAUCUUGCCAAAAUUACUGUCUUUAUUGUUACAAACCUUGUCAACAUUUUGGUACACCCCAAUGUGCUUUGUAUUUAUUAAUUUUCCAAUAUCUAAGAACUAGAUUAGCAAAAACCAACUGAGCAGGAAUUCUGCUUGCUCACUAUUUAUUUAUUUAUAAAAUUUUAUAUGGUCUCCCAAGAAUUCUGAGCUGCUUACAGAAAUAAAUCUCCAAACAUAAAAUUCAAUAAGCCCCAUCCCUCUAGAUGCCUUUGUUGCUCAGUUGUAAUGGAUAUCAUUAUUAACAUACAUAUUCGGUAUUUUCCUCUAUUUUCACUUCAAAUACCCUAUAUUUGUUGAUACCAAAAACAAUAGUCACUUAGCCAGGAAGAUACCUAAUUUGUAUUAGCAUUUAUAAAUGCCUACGUAUGUCUCAGACAUACUGUAAUCAUCAUACAGACAGUCCAUGACUCUUGCUUGGAGUGCCCACUUUUUAAAUAUUUAAAAACUUUCCAGUAAUACAUCCUGCCUUGGAUUGUUGGACUGUUUUCUCCAGUCUUGAGCAUUGUUUUGCAUGCCAAUGCCAUAUGGAUGAGAAUUACGUUACCAAUACAUCUAGAGUUCAUCAGAUUGGGGAAGUUUGCUUUAGAAUGAUUUCAGGCACUUUUACAAGCUACACGAGUGGUUCCUAAAUGAUAAACUUUAGUGUACAUUCAAAUAGUCUGUGGGAAGUUGCACUGCUUUUUAUUUCAGGUCUUUUUCCCUUGAGCUGUGCACUUAAGACAUUUUAUGUGAGAUGCCUCUCUGUAGUCCUCUCAUGAACUAGCUAUACUAUACUAGCUAUACUAUAGAGAGCAAUUGUGAAUAGAAUCGUGAUGAAUCUUUUUUUUACUAAUAUUUUAAAUACUGGGAGAGUCUUAUCUAGCAAUGCUGCUUCUUUCUUUCGUCCCAAGAAUACUGAAUAUUGAUUGUGGUAUACAAUGUAAAUAUACUGAGAUGGAGAAAAAGCUGGUUUUUAAUAUCAUAUUCUUUUUGUGAGUCUCCCCUUCAACUUCCAUAUAUAGUCAAUUGCAAUAGAAGAAUAUGUGGAAAGAAAAGAGAUAUAGAAUAAUGGUCCUCACUUUAACAGAGUUGAAGAAAUUUUUGAUUUACAAAACUUAAACCAUCAAGAUUAAAUUUACACCCAAUUACAACAAACAGACAGAUUGGCUAUUGGCUAUUUUAGAUAUUCAGUCACAUCUGAUAAUCAGUUUGCUUUAUUUACUGUUGUUUGCAACUGUUUACUCUGCUUAGUCGUUGCUUCAUGUGGUUCAGAAAGAGAACUGAAAGGUGGUGGGUUUUUCUUCUCAAAUGAAUUCCAGAAAAUUAUCUUCUGGAAUGCAAAGAAUCUUUCCUGAAAACAAACUAUUUCUAAAAUGUCUAAAUUAGGCAAUGUCUUUUAAUUAUAACCAUUAACAAAAGUACACUAUUCAAACUUUGGCAGUUGACCUUCCAUGGGUAAGAAUGUUGAGGUGUUUGGAGAUCCAAAAGCUCCUUUUAAUGGUUGAUCAUCAAUCUCCUCCUCAUGCUCUGUGAAAAGCAUAAUCCUUGUGGAUGACCAUAUACAAUUCAUCUUCAAAUAUGGAUUUUCCUAACAUGGAGUACAAUAGCCAGUUUUGGAGUACAGUAGUGGAGAUGGUUGUUAUUGGCAAAGUUACCUUUGCUCUACAAAGUCCACAAUGAACUCUAAUCACUCUCAUCCUACACAAUUGCUGAACUCGGAUUCACCAUAAAACUAGCUAAGAUUCUAUUAUGUUAGGCAGAUCCAUGGAUGAAGAUUUAAGCAAUGAAAAAAUCAUAAUAUGGCUAUCAACAUUGUCAAGCUUUCAGUGAACAUGAGGAGAGUAAAGGAAUCUCAGGUGAUUAAGUAAUGUAAUGAUAUGAGUCGUUGUUGUUGUUAUUAUUAUUAUUAUUAUUAUUAUUAUUAUUAUUAUUAUUAUUAUUAUUACUACUACUACUACUACUAUUACUAUUAUUAUUAUUUCUUCAGACCAUUUUGUAGAUUUUCUUUCAGCCACUGAGGGAGAAAACACUAUUUUAAAAAAACAGAAUGUUUGCAAGUCUGCCAUUUGUUUUAUGUAUCUUAUUUUUCUUGCAAAAUUUCAAGAAUUCAGCCACUGUGGUUUAAUGGCUCCCCUAACACUUUUUUGCAAUUGUAAGUACUCAGGGGUUUCACUGAAAAGGGUGGCUGGAUGCAGCUUCAGGAGUAAUUGUAUUCAACCAACUUCUAUAAUUAUGCACCAACAGCAGAAAUGACACAAUUUUCAGUCAACCUAUUGUGACAGACACUGUGUAAUGUCAUAAAAUCAAAUGCAAUGUUUAGUAAACAUAAACCUCUUUGUCAUUUUGUAUUUAUUUAUACAGAUUUAAAAAAU
Ahaetulla prasina is the source of this 16640-nucleotide messenger RNA. RefSeq names its product patched domain containing 1 (gene PTCHD1). The coding region runs from base 3459 to 6203 and encodes 914 amino acids. The record is from RefSeq and is a predicted model, not a curated record. Gene Ontology annotation, biological process: chemical synaptic transmission; cognition. Lineage: Eukaryota; Metazoa; Chordata; Lepidosauria; Squamata; Colubridae. The transcript is spliced from 3 exons. Gene Ontology annotation, cellular component: synapse; plasma membrane.